This is a messenger RNA of [Candida] anglica, 420 nucleotides long. The record is from the annotation of a GenBank genome assembly. NCBI's taxonomy places the organism in Eukaryota, Fungi, Ascomycota, Pichiomycetes, Serinales, Debaryomycetaceae.
AUGGAUUCAACUCAAUUUACAAAGACAGUAGUGGCAAAAUACAACAAUUCGGAAGAUGAGUUAACGUUCACCGCAGUGCAUCUUAAUGACAAAACCAUUGUGAAUGUGCAAGUAAAUGGAGCUAUGGAUACAACAUUUGAUAUCCCAUUAUCUACAGUUUCAAGCGUACGUCAAGAUUUGGGUAAUGACAUAGAUAAUACCGACUCUGGAAUCGAGCCUGUUGUUCUUAUGGGGGAGGUUAACAACAUUAAAUUGGAAAUCGUCGCUACUCAGAUCGGGAAGCUUAUGUUGUCAACUCCUCAACCAAAGAGUCUUAUAUUGUCAAUUGGAUCUCGUUGGUUUGGGAAAGGUGAUGUAAAUGAGAAAGAUGAUUUUGAUAAAUUGAUGUUUGUGUUGGCAAAUGUUAAACAGGUAUUGUAA